GGUGACGUAGUGGACGCAUCUCUUACUGCUGCGACACCCGGAGGACUCCGAGUCUUCUGCCGCAUACUUGCUCCCCUGCUUUUCUGUGUUUCGGUCAAUAACACCGCCAUGAACAAGAAGAAGAAGCCGUUCCUGGGCAUGCCUGCGCCGCUGGGCUACGUACCCGGGCUGGGCAGGGGUGCCACUGGCUUCACCACCCGAUCAGACAUCGGGCCUGCUCGGGAUGCAAACGAUCCUGUGGAUGAUCGCCAUGCCCCACCAGGGAAGAGAACUGUGGGGGACCAGAUGAAGAAAAAUCAGGCGGCUGAUGAUGAUGAUGAAGAUCUGAAUGAUACCAACUACGAUGAGUUUAAUGGCUAUGCUGGGAGCCUCUUCUCAAGUGGGCCCUAUGAAAAAGAUGAUGAGGAAGCAGAUGCUAUUUAUGCAGCUCUGGAUAAAAGGAUGGAUGAAAGAAGAAAAGAGAGAAGGUAUGCUGUUCUGUACUGUGUUUAUCAAAAUAACUUUUUUGUUGUUGUGUUUUAUUUGGGGCUGGGAGGAAAGUUGCAAUACUGUUUUCUCAUGGUGUCUUCUGGAUCCCUGGCUGGAUCCCCAUUUCCUUUCUCCUCCUCUCGUCCACCCCCAUUCUCUCCCCUGCUCAGUCAUUGGCUGAUCAGUUCUAGGAAGCUGGCAGAAGUCACAGAAGAAGAGUGGCUGAGCAUCCCAGAAGUUGGCGAUGCCAGAAACAAACGUCAACGGAACCCACGUUAUGAGAAGUUGACUCCUGUUCCUGAUAGUUUCUUUGCCAAACAUUUACAGACUGGAGAGAACCAUACUUCCGUGGAUCCCCGACAGACUCAAUUUGGAGGUCUGAACACACCCUACCCGGGAGGCCUGAACACUCCAUACCCAGGUGGAAUGACACCUGGAUUGAUGACACCUGGUACAGGGGAGCUGGACAUGAGGAAGAUUGGCCAGGCAAGGAAUACCCUGAUGGACAUGAGGCUUAGCCAGGUGAGAAUUCGUCAUGCAUCUUUUCUUAUACUGAAAUGGGGAAAAAGCAAAAUAUUUGGGGGAUGUUGCUCAGUUGUUAGUCACUUACCUAGCGUGUGCAACAAAACACUCAAUAAUUUUGUGCCUUCUAAUAUUUACAGUGACAUCAAGAAAGCACGACUACUUCUCAAAUCUGUUCGAGAAACAAACCCUCAUCACCCACCAGCUUGGAUUGCAUCAGCUCGCCUGGAAGAAGUCACUGGAAAGUUACAAGUGGCUCGAAACCUUAUUAUGAAAGGGACAGAGAUGUGCCCCAAGAGUGAAGAUGUCUGGCUAGAAGCAGCUAGGUUACAGCCUGGGGACACAGCCAAGGCUGUGGUGGCACAAGCUGUCCGUCAUCUCCCGCAGUCUGUUAGGAUUUACAUCAGAGCAGCAGAGCUAGAAACAGACAUUCGAGCAAAGAAGCGUGUUCUUCGGAAAGCACUUGAGCAUGUUCCAAACUCUGUUCGAUUGUGGAAAGCAGCUGUUGAGCUUGAAGAGCCUGAAGAUGCUAGAAUCAUGCUGAGCCGAGCAGUAGAGUGCUGUCCCACCAGUGUAGAGCUAUGGCUUGCUUUGGCAAGACUAGAAACUUACGAAAAUGCUCGCAAGGUCUUAAAUAAAGCACGUGAGAACAUUCCUACAGAUCGGCACAUCUGGAUCACAGCUGCCAAGCUGGAGGAGGCCAACGGGAACACUCAGAUGGUGGAAAAGAUCAUUGACCGAGCCAUCACCUCCCUUCGGGCCAAUGGUGUAGAGAUCAACCGCGAACAGUGGAUCCAGGAUGCUGAGGAGUGUGACAGGGCAGGGAGUGUGGCCACGUGCCAGGCUGUCAUGCGCGCUGUAAUUGGUAUUGGGAUUGAGGAGGAAGAUCGCAAACACACCUGGAUGGAAGACGCUGACAGUUGUGUGGCCCACAAUGCCCUGGAGUGUGCGCGAGCCAUAUAUGCUUAUGCCCUACAAGUCUUCCCCAGCAAGAAAAGUGUGUGGUUACGAGCUGCAUACUUUGAGAAGAAUCAUGGUACCAGGGAAUCUCUGGAAGCACUCUUGCAGAGGGCUGUAGCCCACUGCCCCAAGGCAGAGGUGCUAUGGCUCAUGGGUGCCAAGUCAAAGUGGCUGGCAGGGGAUGUACCUGCAGCAAGGAGCAUCCUGGCCCUGGCCUUUCAGGCCAACCCCAACAGCGAAGAGAUCUGGCUGGCGGCUGUGAAGCUGGAGUCAGAGAACAAUGAAUACGAGCGAGCCCGGAGGCUACUGGCCAAGGCUCGGAGCAGUGCACCCACUGCCCGUGUAUUCAUGAAGUCUGUGAAGCUGGAGUGGGUUCUGGGGAACAUCUCUGCGGCGCAGGAGCUGUGUGAAGAGGCUCUGAGGCACUAUGAAGAUUUCCCCAAGCUCUGGAUGAUGAAGGGGCAGAUUGANGAGCAGGGAGAACUGAUGGAGAAGGCCCGGGAGGCCUACAACCAGGGGCUGAAGAAAUGUCCUCAUUCCACACCGCUAUGGCUCUUGCUUUCCCGACUAGAGGAAAAGAUUGGGCAGCUGACACGUGCUCGGGCCAUUUUAGAGAAAUCUCGUCUGAAAAACCCAAAGAACCCUGGGCUAUGGUUGGAGUCAGUGCGGCUGGAAUACCGGGCAGGGCUGAAGAACAUUGCCAAUACCCUCAUGGCCAAGGCGCUGCAGGAGUGUCCUAACUCUGGUAUCCUGUGGUCUGAAGCUGUCUUCCUUGAGGCAAGGCCCCAGAGAAAGACCAAGAGUGUGGAUGCCCUGAAGAAGUGUGAACAUGACCCCCAUGUGCUUUUAGCUGUGGCUAAGUUGUUCUGGAGUGAAAGGAAGAUCACCAAGGCUCGGGAGUGGUUCCAUCGCACUGUGAAGAUUGACUCAGAUCUGGGGGAUGCCUGGGCCUUCUUCUACAAAUUUGAACUGCAGCAUGGAACUGAGGAGCAACAGGAGGAGGUGAGGAAACGCUGUGAGAAUGCAGAGCCCCGACAUGGAGAGCUGUGGUGUGCUGUGUCCAAGGAUAUCACCAACUGGCAGAGGAAGAUUGGGGAAAUCCUAGUGCUGGUGGCCGCCGGCAUCAAAAAUACCUUCUGAUAGGAGGGGUGACAAUAGGAGCAACACAUGGACAAUGGGCACAAACCCUACACUGUCUUUUACUCAUUAAAGGUUUUUAUAGAGUUA
Mus caroli (Ryukyu mouse) is the source of this 3177-nucleotide messenger RNA. The record is from RefSeq and is a predicted model, not a curated record. Lineage: Eukaryota; Metazoa; Chordata; Mammalia; Rodentia; Muridae.